Aspergillus fischeri NRRL 181 is the source of this 681-nucleotide messenger RNA. RefSeq lists its product as uncharacterized. The transcript is spliced from 6 exons. The coding region runs from base 1 to 681 and encodes 226 amino acids. Lineage: Eukaryota; Fungi; Ascomycota; Eurotiomycetes; Eurotiales; Aspergillaceae. The record is from RefSeq and is a predicted model, not a curated record.
AUGACACUUUACCUUCCCGAAAAAGAUUUCAUCACGCACAACCACUUUCGAAGCAUUUACAACGCCCUCACAAAAAUCCUCAUGGCCUCCCUUGCCACGAAUACAUCUAAUUUUCUAUUUCAGAAAUGGUAUAUCAGAUAUUUGAGUGAGGUGGCUGACGGUCGCCUCGAGCUGCCCCCCUACGAAGAGAGGGAGGAUGGCUCGAUCAAGAUCUACUACGGGGAGCUCUUCUGUCGGGUGCCGGACUGCUCGAAGUCGCAAAAAAAAUACACCGCAACCAAUAACCUUCGCACUCACCUUGAAACUCAUGGCGAUAUUAAAUUGCAGGAGGGAAAUAGUGGUGGCCGGGUGCCCCAGAAGACAGUCGAUGAGGCUACAAAAUGGUACAAGUGGUUGUUCUAUGCGGUGGACCCGCAGGAUGGUGGCGGAGCAAGUACUUCUGCAGAUACUCACUUCGUUUGCGCUAUGUCUGUUGAUGCAGGUACCCCUUCUUUACCAGUAAAAAAAGAUGGCACUGUCCAUGUCACAAACAUGCGCAAGAAGGUUGCUGAAAUGGGGCGCAAGGUUCCUUGCAGUUCCUGUGGAAAUCGCAAUGAUUGCUGCAAGGAUAUUAACAAAUGUGCCUACUUUGUUCUUUUUGAUUGUGGUAAUAUCACUCUGGAGCCGACAAAUGGAAACUAG